AUGGUAAAAGAACUAUCUAAGCAUUUGAAAAAGAUGAGAACUAAUCUGAUGAAUGGUGAUCACCUCCAUGUGAGGUAUAUGGCGCACAUUGUGAAUCUUGUUGUCCAGGAUGAUUUGAAAGAAAGUUCUAUGUCUAUUGAACGUGCUAGACAUGCAGUGAGAUAUGUUAGGCAAUCUCCUGCGAGGUUGAAAAGGUUUCAAGAAAGUUGUGGUGAUAAACAACUCAGUUGCGAGAAAUCUUUAUGCUUAGACAUUUCAACUAGAUGGAACUUCACCUACCUAAUGUUGAUUAGGGUUGUUGAAUUUGAGAAUGCAUUUACAAAUUAUGAUUCUAGUGAAAUUGGCUCGAGACAUUAUCUUAGGAAUUCUUAUAUUGAAGUUGAAGUUCCUGCUGGUGAACUUUUGAGUAGUGAUUGGGUGCACGUGAAAAGGACUACAAAAUAUCUUGAAAUUUCUUAUCUUCUCACUUUGAAAAUAUCUGUAUCACUUAAUAUUACACCUAAUAUUUAUUUUCUUGAAAUUUGUGCGGUUUAUGUUUAUUUGAAUCAAUUGAUUGCAAGUGAAAAUACUGAUUUAAGUAAUGUAGCGAAGAAAAUGAAAGAAAAAUUUGAUAAGUACUGGGGUGAUCCAACAAAAAUGAAUGAGAUAAUUUUUAUUUUAUGUGUUCUAGAUCCUCGUUACAAGCUUGAUUCAGUGGGUUAUGUACUUGUAAAGAUGUUUGAAAAAAAUCAAGGUCUAUCUUUAAAAGCAACAGUAAAGGAAUACAUGAUUUUAUUAUUUAAUGAAUAUGUAAAAUCUAGUUCAAAAGGGCUUGGGGUUCCUGUAUCUUCACCUUGCUCUUUACUGCAGACUUCUACUUCAGUGAUUUUUGGCAGUCAACUAAGUACCCAAGGUACAGGACCCUUAGAUUCACUCAUGCAAGAUCUAAAGAAGUAUAAAGCUGUGAAUGGAGGUGUUGAUGCUAGAACAGAGUUAGAUAAAUAUUUGGGAUAA
Capsicum annuum is the source of this 993-nucleotide messenger RNA. RefSeq names its product zinc finger BED domain-containing protein RICESLEEPER 1-like. The coding region runs from base 1 to 993 and encodes 330 amino acids. The transcript has a single exon. Lineage: Eukaryota; Viridiplantae; Streptophyta; Magnoliopsida; Solanales; Solanaceae. Gene Ontology annotation, molecular function: DNA binding. The record is from RefSeq and is a predicted model, not a curated record.